UCUCUUACCAAUCUCUCUCGUAAAGGCUCUGAAAAAAAUAAAUAAGUAAAAUCCCUUUUUCUCCUCUCUUCGUUGUUCUUUUUGUGGCAGUUCUAAACCUGUUCUAGCUAGGCGAAUAUAUAUUAAGUUCGAUCCUCGACGAGCUAACCACUGUAUCAUUUUGAAAGAAUGACUUGUUCUGGCCGGUUUCACUCACUUCCCUGCCUUUCAUCUGUUUCCUCAGCUUACUGCUAAACUAAGCCUCAGCUUCUGAUGGGUGGUGACGAAGAUAGAUGGGGAGUGGUACCACCAACAUUGGCUCCGCUAAACGGAGAGAGAGAGGAGCAAUGGAGGCACUUGUACAACUCAGUGAAUGCUGUAUCUUUUGGGCUCGUCGCCACUGCCAUUCUCAUAUCAAUGUUCCUUGUUAUGGCUAUCUAUGAGAGGUUUCUGAGGGCCAGAUCAACAUCUUCCGCCGAAAGGCCACGUACGGAUCUCGAGGCCGCCCAGAUGGUUUUCCAUGGAAAGCUUGAUUACCCUUCUCCCAAAAUGACAGUAUAUGAGAAAGGUGUAUCAGUUUUGAUGCCUGGCGAGGAAAUGCCCACCUUCAUUGCACACCCUGCUCCGGCACCACGUCCUCCUGAGCGCAUCCCACUGUCUCUUCAUCAACACAAGCCAUCCUUCGGUUCCUCCCCAGACUCAUUAUCAAGCUUAGAUCACAAUGAGACAUGAAAUAAGACAACCAACAAGAACAUCGGGGAUUUUCAUAAUACUCGAAUCAAGUUCACGUACAUUCCUGUGAAAAUUCUGAAUCUGCAGCACUGUUGGCUAAAACCUCAAUCACUUAAUGGACGGCUGGGAUAAACCCAAUUUCAUCAUACGGUAACCAUUUAGAUUACGCAAACCAGGCUUUGCUUCUGUAAACCAUGUUGUAUAAACAAAACCUUACUUCCCAAUUAUCUCCUAAUAAAUAUAUGGCUUUGCUCCAUAUCUUUUC
This is a messenger RNA of Juglans regia (Persian walnut), 976 nucleotides long. RefSeq lists its product as uncharacterized. The transcript has 2 exons. Bases 253 to 711 code for a protein of 152 amino acids. The record is from RefSeq and is a predicted model, not a curated record. Lineage: Eukaryota; Viridiplantae; Streptophyta; Magnoliopsida; Fagales; Juglandaceae.